CACGCACCCGGAAGUCAUGUUCAUUCAGUCUACCGGUUUCUAUCUGUGGUUUCUGUUCAAGUUGCACCGCAUCCCAUGGUAGGGCUCGUUACUGGACGCACGAGAGAUGUUGCUGCUGGUGCUGGGUGCCCUCCUCCUGCUCUUCUGCACACUGGAUGUAUGGUACUUCCUGCGGGGGGCCCAGGUGUUCUUUGAGGCGUGGUUCCUACCCAGAAUAUGGGACUUGUUGGCUGAGCAAAGCAUUGACGGCAUGGUCCUCCCCCAUGAUUUGGACUACAUGGGCCACAUGAACAACUCUCGAUAUCUAAGAGAGUGUGACUUUGCCCGCUUCCACCAUUACAUGCGAAACGGGCUCUUCAUGGCCUCGCGCAAACUGGGGGCCAGAUUGGUGGUAGGGGCCUCCACCAUCCGGUACCGGCGCUCGCUGGCCUUCCGUGAGGCUUUUGAGAUUCGGACCAAAAUAUUGGGAUGGGAUGAGAAGGCGUUUUACUUGGAGCAGCGCUUUGUGUCCAAGAGAGAUGGUUUUGUCUCUGCGAUCAUGCUCUGCAGGCAGAAUGUGGUGCGCUGCAGCCCAGAGACCAUUAUCGAGUUUGUCUGCAAAAGGAAGAUCGAGUGCCCCGAAUUUCCCGAGGACCUCAAACACUGGAUCAGCUUCAUCUCAGCCAGCAGCCAGGCUCUGAGAGCAGAGAGCGGCCUGGAAGGGAAAAACAAGUGAAGCCCCACACCAUGACACCAUGUAUCAUGAGUGUACACCCACAUAUCAUUUGCAUUGCACGCACAUAUACAGUAUACAUACAAGCACACAGACCGUUAAACAUCGUAGAGUUUUCAGUUGAUUCACAAGAUUCCAUUUGUCUCUGUUUUGGGGUCAAUCCCUCCUGCUGUGUAUUUUUGUAUGAUGUGAACAGAAAUACUGAACUUAUGAAAACUUGAACUGUAGGGUAUUCCAUAUUUUAAAAUGCACUGUAUCCAUUGGGAUCAUAUUGAAAGUUCUUUGAGAACAUAGUGACACAAGAACGUAGCUUUAUCCUCAUAGCACACAGACCGGCUUUAGACAUCUUCAUUCUCAUUUUUAGCAGAAAUCCUCUAACGUCAGAUAAGCAUGUCGAGCAAAAGUUAAUCUUCCACUGACAUCAAUGCAUGUUUUAGAACAGACAGAAGAUUUCUUUUAUGCCUGUUUCUCUUGAUUAGCCGUAGUUUCAGAGCAUUAUAACUUUUUACAAGAAAAAAAAAGCGUAGAUGUGAUGAAAUGCUUGAAUGGACGUCAUGAACAUUUUGCACAAAGUAUCCCAAGUGAGUAGACAAACUUAAUUCUUGUUAACAAUCUGAAAGGGACUAUUUGAUUUCGAAGGAUACUUUUAAUCAGUCCAGUAUAGUUCUUUUACAGACUGUAUGACUCAUGCAUUUAAAGGGUGGGCUUCUUGAUUGGAGUUGCAUGUCAUUGUGAGAGAAACUGCUCGGAUCCAAAUUAAUAGGCAUAAUAAGCAAAUGCUGAUACGAGGUUGCUGGCAGCUUUUCCAAACCUGCAAUGCAAAAGAAACGUUAAUGUUAGGACGAUGCUUGGCCUUUUAAAUCUUGAAGCUUCCCUUUAAUGCAUCAAAGCUUUAUUUUGUGACCAAAGUAUUGUAUUGUUCUGUAUGAAGAGGAGACAAAAUCAUUUUUAAAGAUGUAUGUCUAACCUGUUAUUUAUGUUGCUGAUGCACUGAAAAUCCUGUUUAAUUUAUUUAAGUCUGAAGAUAUUCACUGUCCUUUUCUUUUCCACUUGUGUUAUUUAAUAUCCAUUGAAAUGGACUGAUGUACUUAACUCCAUGUAUUGUUUUUGUUAAUUAUUUAGAGGAAUUUUAAAUUAAAAAAUGCAGUGGAAACCAGUAUUUAUACCUGACUAAGUAUUUAACUCGGUAAUGCCACUGGUUAUGUGUGUUUGACCAUUCCACUCAUUAUGUAAUGUGUUCCAGGAUCUCAGCAGAAUGAAGUUGAUGUUUACUCUCUACAAACAGUUAAACUCUUUAUGUAAGUCUGAAGUGUGUGUGUUCAACAAUUUGUUUUCUUUGUUGUUCAGAGUUGGUGAAACUGGAUCUCAGUGCCCUGUGACGUCCUUUUAGAUGAAGUUAACAAAAUAAAACUAAAACUUUUGGGGCAUAUUACAUGGCUUUUGGCAGUGGUGGAAUGUGUAUAUGUAUUCAAGUACAAUUUUGAGGUACUUUCAAUUUCCUUCUAAUUUAUAUUGUAUGUCAACUUCACUCCCUUACAGAGGGAAAUAAUGUACGUUUUACUGCACAAUAUUUAUUUGACAGCUGUGUUUACGAUUUCCAAUUAAUAUUUAACAUUAAAAAUCAUCAUUGUAAAAUGUGGUUAUUAUAUCUGCCCUAAAGUACACUGAAGUGUGGCGGAUUAUAUGUAUGAAAUAUCAGUAAAUAGAAAUAUUCAAGUUAAGUACCUCAAAAUGUACAGUACUUGAGUAAAUGUACUAAUUACAAAAACAAGGAUUCACAACAUAGAAAAAAAAAUUAAAAGCUUACAUGAAAUAAAACUGUCAGAAGGGA
Molecule: messenger RNA, 2543 nt
Organism: Epinephelus lanceolatus (giant grouper)
Lineage: Eukaryota; Metazoa; Chordata; Actinopteri; Perciformes; Serranidae
Product: protein THEM6-like
Source: RefSeq, a predicted model, not a curated record